GAAAUUGAGGCCAUGAAGCAGCGUGUCAAGGAGAUGGAGGCUGAGGCUGCUAAACUUCGUGAGAUGCAAGCCCAGGCAGAGAAGGACAUGAACAUGGAGGCUGUCGAUUCAAGAUCGGUCUAUGUCGGAAACGUGGACUGGGGCUCAACACCUGAGGAACUUCAAUCGCAUUUUCAGUCAUGCGGGACUAUCAACCGUAUCACGAUCCUGUGCGACAAAUGGACUGGCCAGCCCAAGGGAUAUGCAUACGUUGAGUUUGCAGACGCCUCUUCCGUCGCCAAUGCCAUCGUCAUGAACGAUUCACUCUUCCGUGCGCGUCUGAUCAAAGUCACGCCCAAGCGUACGAACGUUCCUGGAAUGGCUGCUCGAGGCCGUGGCCGUGGUCGUGGUGCCUAUCGUGGAGGGUUUGCAGGACAUGGUGCUUAUGGCGGAUAUGGCCAUCCACCCAUGUAUGGCGCACCACCUCCAUAUGGCGGAGGAUAUCGUGGACGUGGCGGACGUGGUCGUGGCGGUCGUGGCGGUUACUAUGCUCCGUACUAAAGCGUAGCAGGAGGCAGGACCAUCCCAACUGGCAAUAGUCGUUAUCGUAGGGCGAAAGAUUGAGGGGCUUUUUUUUUCAAGGAUGGACAGGGUGCAAUUGCGGGACGUAAGGGGAUGUUUACAUUAGGA
Molecule: messenger RNA, 669 nt
Organism: Gamsiella multidivaricata
Lineage: Eukaryota; Fungi; Mortierellomycota; Mortierellomycetes; Mortierellales; Mortierellaceae
Exons: 3
Coding region: 13-540 (175 amino acids)
Molecular function (GO): RNA binding
Source: RefSeq, a predicted model, not a curated record